GGAAAUAAAACGAGUUGAGUGUAAUAUGCCUGUGCAGUGUGUGUGCUGUGGAGGUGCUGCACCUCGGCUAAAUUUGACCGGGGAUAGACGGUCAAAUGCCGCCAACCCCGAGCCAGAUCAAGGAGCAGCUGCUCAAGGCAACAGACCAAGAUGCCAAAGUUACUAACAUGGUUAGUGUGUUGGCAGCAAUUUCAUGUCUUGAGAACACCCAGAUUACCAAAGAAGCUCUUGAGGAAACCCGUCUCGGUAAGAUCGUCAAUGAUAUUCGCAAGAACACGUUGGACAGUUCACUUUCCACCCGAUGCAAGAAGUUGGUACGUAUCUGGAGUAAGCAGUUUGUGCGUGGACCAGCCCCUUCAGGAACACCCAGUAGCACCAAGCAGCCUAGCAGCACUUCUCAAGAUGACACAACGAGCCGGCAACCCACUCCACCUACCCAAGGUGUUACCUCAAAAACACCCUCAGGGGGUAAACGAACUCCUAAGCUCAAAGCCAACACAUCCACCACCCCGUCAUCAACGUCUACAGUGGACAAAAAAAAAUCAGAAAACCACAAGCGGAGGAAGGUUGAAAGAAGUUCCCCGGGAGCUCUAUCGUCUACAGGGUCAACACCGAGUAUCCCUAAGAAACCACGACCGGCAGUUAAUACUACACCCACCUCGAAUGCAACCAAAGAUAACCAACAAGAUCUGGACAAAAAAAAUGGUAUGCCAGUUGAAAAGGAUGCAAGUAAAACCAAUCUUCAAAGUUCUAAAUCAGCUUUUGCCAAGGUGAAACCGUCAGAUUCAAAAUUGUCAUCGUCAAGAACUAGUUCUCCGGCUUUGAAAGCCAAGGGAGCAUCAUCACCGGGUCUUAGUAAAUUGAACGCAAAGACUAGCAAGGUGCUUUCAAAGUCUCCUUUAACUAAGCCAGUGUUAAGUGCAGUUAAUAGUAGUAGUAGUAGCAAAGGUUCUCCAUUUGUUGUUGCAGCUUCUAAAGCAAGUAGGUCAUCUCCGUCAGUGAAGGCAAAACAAUCAACUGAUUCUAAUUGUGUAGAUUCCAGUCAUGAGGAGACGGAUGAAACUAGAAAAGACAAUGAGGCGUCAAAGAGUGACUCGGCAUUAAGUCGACUACAAAACAAAUCUCCAAAACAAAGUGUACAUAAAAAUCUUUCAGAUUCUAAUUCUAGUUCGGCGACGGUGAAGUUACGGUCGCCCUCACCGAGCAUAUCACAACAACAAACAAGUUUUACAAUAGCCAGUUCAUCAGUUGAGUACGACACUUUACGAGCGGGAUCUCAGUCCAGUGAAUUAGAUCCUUUUAUACCAGAAUCAUCGAAGACUUCCUUCUCGAUGUUUGAUGAUGAUUUUGAUGAAGAAGGCGAUAAUCACAGCGAUGAGAAAUAUAGCCAAAUGUUAUCCCAAAUUGACACGGAGAAGGUUCUAUUGAGUUUAGCACCAUCUGUUGAAAGUGAGCCGACGACACCUGGAGGGAAUCUUCCCAUUGAAAUGACUGAUGAGACUGAUGGUGGAGUAGAUGAGGGGGAAGUUUGUGAGGAGCAAGAGGAGGAGGAGGAGGAGGUACUACCGUCCAAACCAGUUACAGUGGAAGACAUCCAAAGAAUCCAUCAAGCAGAAUGGGAUGGAGUCAAUGGUUGCUAUAACAACAAAAGGGAAUGGUUUGAUUGGACGCAGUCCUUAUCUAAUGCUACCAUAGAUGACGAGGCCUUGCAUAUUUUACCAUAUAUUUGCCUAGAUUAGUGUUGGACAAGUGAGAGGUUUCCAUUCCAAUUUGUCUACAAGUGCCACUCUUUCAAUAAGUUCCACAAAAAGAAUUGAUUUUGGGGUGUUUGAAUUUCAUGAAGAAACAUCUCAAUUCUGUCUGAUUAAUGUUUAUAACAUGGACAGAUUAAGACGUUAUGUGUUAAUACAGGAUAUCUUUUACACAAGGUUUGUUAACUCGUACCCAACCAACUAGCAAUGUGCAAAUAUAAGAUGGUUUAAGGCUGGAAAAUUGAUAUUAGCUCUGUGAGAAAUUAGAAGUUGACGACGGAACUAGUUUUUUAACUGCUCUAGUUCAGGCGUUAUUUUUCUGGUAAACAUCGUACAAGUUGAAAUUGUUCUACUCUUGCGACUGUUAACGACGACUGUGUCAGAUUGUCUUAAAAUCAUCACAGUUACGAUCAGGUCAUAAAUAAUCGCCAACUGAAAAUGGUCUGAGCUCAGGCGCAGUGUGAUCCUGAAAGUCAUUCGCCAACUGUUUUUUGUUGACGCUAGGUGGAACUGACGUCGGCUUUUAGGGUUUUGAUUAGUAUGAAUGGAUGGUCUCAUCCAAAGAUGUACAACAGGACUCAAAACUUUAUCUGCAGGACCAAAAUCAAAAUAAGAAAAAACUGUUUUCCACAGUUUAACUUAUAAACUGUUUUUAUCGGAACAUGUCUAAAUCUGUUUUGAGCAGUGUUUUUUUCCUGAAAGCGUUUUGAUCAGUCGCUCUAAUCAAAAUGUUUAGUUGUCAACCAUUGGUUCUUUUCAGAGCCAAUACUACUUUAAAGUGAUUCACACAUAGUGCUACCACUAACCUCACGUUGUUAGCCUUCAGCACAGUUCUAAGAACAUCAGUGUCUGCUAUGUACAUUCAGCGAUUUCCCUAAACAGUGGUCUGCUGGCCAAAUGCCAGUUAAAAACACACGAUGAUCAGUCAAAAUGCACUCCAAGUGGUCCUCUUGGCUAGUACAGUGUUGAAAAGCAUCCAUAUUUUAUAGUAUACAAAUAUUGACUGCUUUGAGUGCUAUGGUUUUAAACUACCCUCCUGAGAUGAUCCCCGGAAUCGGCAGAAAAUGGAACGGUCCGGGGAUCACCGAGGGAGUCGUAGUUUUAACCAUAGCACAACUUAAAGCAGGCAGUGU
Molecule: messenger RNA, 2884 nt
Organism: Asterias rubens (European starfish)
Lineage: Eukaryota; Metazoa; Echinodermata; Asteroidea; Forcipulatida; Asteriidae
Product: mediator of RNA polymerase II transcription subunit 26-like
Exons: 3
Coding region: 96-1739 (547 amino acids)
Biological process (GO): regulation of transcription by RNA polymerase II; positive regulation of gene expression
Cellular component (GO): core mediator complex; nucleus; mediator complex
Molecular function (GO): transcription coregulator activity
Source: RefSeq, a predicted model, not a curated record